Molecule: messenger RNA, 2697 nt
Organism: Branchiostoma floridae (Florida lancelet)
Lineage: Eukaryota; Metazoa; Chordata; Leptocardii; Amphioxiformes; Branchiostomatidae
Product: beta-1,4 N-acetylgalactosaminyltransferase 1-like
Exons: 10
Coding region: 111-1652 (513 amino acids)
Source: RefSeq, a predicted model, not a curated record
CUUUAAAGUAAUGCAUCAAGACACGAAUAUCAUUACUCACAUAUUUAUCUUUCGUUCAGUCAUGAUUUCUAAAUCAGCCUUGAUUUCUUUGGACGGAACGUGGCUCCAAUAUGUACUCAACUCAGUACUCGAAUCUCCUUUUUUAUCUUACAGGGUGUGCCCAAAUGAAAGGGGGAACAAGGCAACUGCUCCUGUUUCUAGCAGGAUACUCUGUGGGCUUUGUUUCGUUUGUUUUAUUCUCAGAUGUCAUGAGAGUCCACGUGGGAAAAAACGUCUCGCCAAUAGUUGUGCAAUCAAAAACAGACACAAUGGUGGCUAACAACAUCCCUUAUACUCUAAGGGGAGACUUUCUGAAGAGCAAAUUGACGAGGUGCAAUUGUACGGAGGGAAAAACACUUACAGUAAACUUUCAGGCCAUUGACCCCGAGGAGCUGAAGGAAGUGAAAGAUCGACGGAAAGCAGAACUUCAAAAAUUUAAACGCAGAAAAGAGUCUUCCAAAGAGACCUUGUUAAUCGUGAACGGAUCUGUUCCUCUCAGUUACCCAGCACAAGGAGUGGUCGUUGCCCCACAUGAACCAGUAUAUAUCCCAGGUCUCAAAGUUGCGGAUGACACCGUGCGUGAUGACUACAAGGUUCAACUAUUGUCGGCCGAAUUCGGGGUGUUGGACAUUGGUGCGACAGUGCCCAAUGUGGAUGUCAAUGGCCUGGGGACUACGUCACUGACCAUGAGUAGUACGUCUCUGGCACAUCUCAACCGUCAGCUAGAGUUUGUGGUAUAUGUCAGCACCGUCUUCGACAUAGAUGCCAGGGAAUAUGUCCACUUUGUUUACAUGCAGCACGAAGCAAUCAUCCCUAUCAUUAUUCGUGCAAGGAAGCCACCAAUUCUCUAUGAUACUGGAAAAGCAGGUGAAAUACACGACAAAGUUACAGCCGUCACCAAGACCUUCCUGAGGUAUGGAUCAGUGAGACUACUCCUCCGCAGCAUCCAGAAAUACUACCCCAGAAUGCGAGUAGUGGUAGCAGAUGACAGUAAACCUAUCGAAGACUUACAGUCAGAACAUGUAGACCAUUACGUCAUGCCUUUUGCAUCGGGUUGGUUUGGUGGAAAGAACUUGGCGGUUUCCCAGGUGACCACUCCUUACCUUUUAUGGCUGGACGAUGACUUUGUCUUUACUGAGGAUACGAAACUGGAGAUAAUGGCGGGAGUCCUUGACAACAGCAAUUUGGACGUGGUUUCUGGCUUAGUUGGGGAAAGAAAUCUCCUUACCACGAGGAUGGAACUGAUACCAGGGACAGACGAUGAUGAUGGCUAUUGCAUCUCCUACAAGUCAGGCAACUAUGGUCAAGUACCCGGAUUUCCAGACUGCUAUCUCACAACUAAAAUGCUCAACUUCUUUAUGGGCAGAUCGGACGAGAUCCGCUCCGUAGGGUUUUACCCUGCGUACUCCAGAUACGCUGACAGGGAAUUUUACCUGGAAGCACUAGGAAAGCUUCGGAUGGCUGCUUGCAAGGGGAUCCAUAUCGGCCACAACCAGACAAGAAACCCGGAGUACAAUAAAUACCGGUACGGUCGUGACCAGGAGGGAAACUAUAGAAAGUUCAUAAUGAGGGUUAAUUAUUUUAGGAACAACGCAGACUGUUGGCAUGGGUAGUGUCAGUUGGAGAUUCAGAGCUCAGAUGUCAAGGCACUGACUUCAACUAGAGGUCCAAUUAUCAUUCAGGCAUUCCCAAAUUUUACUAAAAAUCAAACGUCAGAGUUCAUUUUUUGUCCUAUUGAUUUAUAAACUGAAAAUUUGUAUCUACGAACUUUGAUUUAAUUUACAGCAAAGCCACAGCAGUAUCCAUCGUGUAUUAAGCUUAAACUUGUUUUGCUAUCACAGUUUUACAACUGACAGCAUUCCAUUUAAAUGCAUUUGCUUUAACAAUUCAGGUUUGUGCAUGAUAACGUGAAGGAUAACUUACUGUGUCUAACAGUUAAUGUACCAGAAUAUAUUCUCUACAUUUCGCAAGUUGUAGCAAUCAUUGUAAAUCAAAAUAUAUACGUUGCUAUGAUAGGAACAAUAAUACAACGCUCUAUGCAAAUGCUUUAUAACAUAUCACAAUUGUCAGGGUAGCUAUCGCAGUCCCAGUUAUUAUAUGCCGGCCAUAUAUUAUUGGUUGAUUUUCGAGGGUCCCGGAGGGGGGGGGGGGCAGAGCAACGUAACGAAAAGCAGCUAGAGGGGUUUAUUCAAAUUGCUGUUCGCAGUUGUGAAUUUUACAAAUACCUGGCAACAUCUCUUUGGCGGUAUGGCGCCAAAGAGCAAUACAUAUACAUAUUACACGUACAAGUUUAAGCCGAUUUGGCUGACCUCUGUUUUCUCAAUCAUUCAUUUUGCAUUACACGAACUCAUUUGUUCAUGCAUGUAAAACCGAGUACCAUUUAAAACAAACGCGUCAUGACUUAUAUUUUGGUCUUGGCAGCAGGAACGGACGUGAUGUAGGCUCUGGAAACAUGCCAUUACAGACCUAGAAUGAAUAGAUCAACGCAUUAAUGCAUUUUAGAUAUACCAAUAUACCAAAGUUUUCUCUAAAAUGUGUUAGAGUCAAUUUCAUUACGUAUGCUUUAAUAUACUUACGACAUUUUGUGAGCACUGACACCGCCAUCACGCGUAGAAAUAUAACACCACAAACAUCAAUACUGUAAAAAAAGAAACAGAA